AUGGCGCCGACACAUCCCUCCCUACCAGCCAUCUCGACGGCCCUUUCUCCUACCACUGCCAGUCCUAACUCUGCCCAACCCACCCCUACGCCCACCGACGAGGACCCCAAGAGGCGCGUGGCCAGGAAGCUUCGAAGAAAACGUCGCAACGAAACCUACGCCAUGGACCUGCCAGAAAGGCUAAAGGGCGGGAAUGACAGUGAAGACGAGGAAGACCUUAUGCCUGCCGGUAACACCCAAAAUGGACCUCCCAUGUUCAUGAACAUGAACCAGAGCAUCUUUGGUCUCAUUGCUGCUGCCGGUUCGCGAGUCGACUUUCACGAUCGGUUCGAGGGCCAAUCGAGUGACGACGACGACGAGUCGGGCCACCAGACGACAAAGCCUGACAAGCACACAGCCACUUCGCCGGAGCCAGAAUCUAACCCUGUCCAAAACGACCGUCAUGGGCCAAAGCGACUAAGGAACGCCGUCAUCGUCGGUCCGGCUCGGCAGGCAACGUCAUUGCCCGCUCUCUUCAGGCUUUGCCUCGCCUCGGGAAACGGAGGUCCAAGAAAGAAUCGUCAAAGCUGGAGCCCCCCGUCCGAAGACGCAAGCGAGUCCUCCGUGCCUCAGUCCUCACUGCACGAGUCGGCUGAGGAGGACCAGGAUCAGUAUAAACUAGCGCCCGUCAUGAGCCGUAUGCUCGAGGCCCGGGCGGAUGUGGCUUCGCGGCCGAGUUUUGACCUCGACCGCCUGACAAGUGAGCAUUCUCGCCGUGAUUCGAGCGACUUAGGACCGAGCCCUUUGGCACUGCGAUUGGCCGAGAUAUUCGAGUUCACCAAGCCGGAGGAGGUCAUUGAGGAAUACCCAUGCUGGCUCCUCCAGAGCGUACUCUUGCAAGGUUACAUGUAUAUUACAGCCAGGCAUAUCUGUUUCUAUGCAUAUCUUCCUAAGAAAGCCACCCAGCACGAGGUUGUCAAGUCGGGCUACCUCUCAAAAUCCGGCAAACGCAACCCCAAGUACAACCGCUACUGGUUCCGUAUGAAGGGUGACGUUCUUACCUACUACCGCGACCCUUCCAACGUCUACUUUCCCAGCGGUCAGAUCGAUCUACGCUACGGCAUUUCUGCGAGCAUCACCGACAAGGAUAAGGCCGGCCUGCACUUUUCAGUGACGACGAGCCACCGCACAUAUCAUUUCCGGGCGGACAGUGCGCCGAGCGCAAAGGAAUGGGUGAAGAGCCUGCAGCGCGUCAUCUUCCGAUCCCACAAUGACGGCGAUAGCGUCAAGAUUUCCAUGCCCAUCGAGAAUGUUAUUGACAUUGAAGACAGUCAGAUGUUGCAGUUUGCCGACACCUGCAAGAUUCGCGUCAUCGACAAUGACGAGACAUACGCUAUUGACGAGUACUUCUUCUCAUUUUUCAGCUUUGGCAAGGAAGCCAUCAACGUGUUGAAAAUCAUGUUUGAGGGUGCGUCGGCCGAGACGAAGGAUCCCGCAGAUUUACCCAAGGGUGCAUCUGCGCGGACGUCGAUUGCCGCAAACCGACGCAGUAUAGGCCCUGAUAAGAUUGGCAUUGCCAGACUGCCCGAAAAUGUCAAGGCUACGUUGUCGCCCAUGUCACCGACAAGUCCUCUCGGACCGAGUCCUCGACCCAGUGCCGAUGUGGCCAGGCCCAGCAUGGAUGCUUUCAGGGUCUUUGGCCGCAAAAGCCUUGAUUUGUCGAGCGUCACUCGUGAUGCCUCUCCGCGCCGCAGCUUCAGUGGCAGCCGCUCGCACAGCCGAAACCGACUGGAGGAUUCACGCAACACGGUCGACAAGAACGAGUCAUCCGAUUCAUACGUCCAGUCAUCGAUGGAGGAUCCUAGCUUCUCUGCCAUGGCGGCCUCAUCCAAUGAAGAUGCCUCAGCUAGUCAGAUUCUACAUCGUAGUGACGUUUUCCAGAGCCCGACCAUGCGCCGCUCGGGAUCGCGCACACGGCAGUCGUCUAAGAAGACGGUCCAAGGAACUCAAUCACCUCCUGCUCUUGCAACAUAUUCCGGCCAACACGCUGCCACAACAGGCUCUAUAGCCGAUGAUCCCAACAAAGGCCCCUCCCUGCAGAGCAUCACGAAGAUGGGCGCCUAUCCCCUGCAGCGGGUCGGUGCCUUUGCCGAGUACCUUAACAGUUCAAGCCGCCGCAUGAGCUCUAUGUUGGCGACGGAAUCCAUGGGCUACGUUGAAAAGGUGUCUGGUAUGUGGAAGGGCAACCGGAAGCACUACGAUGCGCCGCCCGAAACGCGUACGGAUGACGAGGAUUUGUAUGAGGAUUCGGAGGGGAGGGUCCAAUUAUCGACAGAGCGGUUCCGCGCGCACUUCGCGCUGCCUGAGACUGAGAAGCUGCAGGUGACGUACUAUGGCUUCCUAUUCCAGGUGUUACCGCUAUAUGGCAAGAUUUACAUCAGCGACCGUUUCCUGUGUUUCCGAAGCCUCCUCCCUGGAACACGAACCAAGCUCAUUCUCCCUCUCAAGGAUAUUGAGAAUGUAGAUAAGGAGAAGGGAUUUCGAUUUGGAUACUCUGGGUUGGUUUUAGUCAUCCGCGGUCAUGAGGAGGUAUUUUUCGAAUUCAGUCAGCGCGACGCGCGCGAGGAUUGCUUCGGCCAUCUCCUGAAGAGUGUCGAGCGGUCGCGCUUCCUACAUAACUCCGGUAUGCUCAACCGUGAGGACAAGGAGGAUGCUGAGUAUGCGCUGGCUGAGAGGGAAGCCCUCAAGGAGGCUCGGCAGGAUGAGUUCCACGAUCACGAGGUCAAGCUGCCCGAGCAGACAUCCUGCCUCAGCGACGCUCCGACGAUUCUUUUCGAUGAUCCCAAGGCAUCUUUCCUCAACUUCAAGCCCGCACAGUCGCUUAAGGUCACCUGCCUGACUAUUGGUUCGCGGGGUGACGUGCAGCCAUACAUUGCUUUGUGCAAGGGGCUCAUCGCCGAGGGUCACAGGCCGCGCAUCGCAACACAUGCCGAGUUCCAGCCGUGGGUCGAAAGUCAUGGGAUCGAGUUCGCUAAGGUCGAAGGCGAUCCCGGUGAGCUCAUGCGGCUGUGCAUUGAAAACGGCACUUUCACAUUUUCUUUCAUUCGCGAAGCCAACUCAAUGUUCCGUGGCUGGCUGGACGAACUUCUUGUUUCAGCUUGGGAGGCUUGCCAGGGAUCGGACCUGCUGAUUGAGAGCCCGAGUGCCAUGGCGGGCAUUCAUGUUGCCGAAGCCUUGGGCAUCCCAUACUUCCGAGCCUUCACAAUGCCGUGGACGCGGACGCGAGCGUACCCACACGCCUUUGUUGUGCCCGAGUCGAAAUUGGGCGGUGCCUAUAACUACAUGACGUACAUCAUGUUCGACAAUAUCUUCUGGAAGGCGACGGCAGGACAGGUCAACCGCUGGAGGAACAAGACGCUCAAGCUGCCAAACACGAACCUCGAAAAGAUGCAGCCGAACAAGGUCCCUUUCUUGUACAAUUUCUCGCCCUCGGUCGUGGCGCCGCCGCUCGACUUUUCCGACUGGAUUCGCGUUACAGGAUACUGGUUCCUGGACGAAGCUACCAAGUGGGAACCGCCCAAGGAGCUGACGGACUUUAUUGCUCAGGCGCGCGCCGACGAUAAGAAGCUCGUCUACGUUGGGUUUGGCUCCAUUAUUGUCAACGACACAGCCAAGAUGACGCAGGAGGUCAUUGAUGCUGUGCUCAAGGCCGACGUGCGCUGCAUCCUUUCCAAGGGCUGGUCAGACCGUGUGGCAAGCAGCGGCGAUGCCGGCACUGAUGAUGCUGCUGCAACAUCCAAGCGCGAGGAGCCGGUCAUGCCACCCGAGAUUCACGUCAUUAAGAGCGCGCCGCACGACUGGCUGUUCUCACAGAUUGACGCCGCGGCGCAUCAUGGCGGCAGCGGAACUACGGGCGCGAGUCUACGCGCAGGCAUCCCGACAAUCAUCCGUCCGUUCUUUGGCGACCAAUUCUUCUUCGGUAACCGGGUUGAGGACAUUGGGCUUCGCGCGUGCUCUGUGGAGGCGACGCACAACGAGCGCAUGAUCAUCAAGGCGCGCGUGCUGGGCGAGCAAAUUCGCAAGGAAAACGGUGUCGAGAGCGCCAUCCAGUGCAUUUCCCGCGAUAUGGAGUACGCCACAAGCCUCGUCAAGCGCAAGGGCGACAAGAACCGCAAAGGGAGCCCAAGGCCAGCAGGCUGA
Molecule: messenger RNA, 4179 nt
Organism: Verticillium alfalfae VaMs.102
Lineage: Eukaryota; Fungi; Ascomycota; Sordariomycetes; Glomerellales; Plectosphaerellaceae
Exons: 5
Coding region: 1-4179 (1392 amino acids)
Biological process (GO): carbohydrate metabolic process
Molecular function (GO): hexosyltransferase activity; UDP-glycosyltransferase activity
Source: RefSeq, a predicted model, not a curated record